UCUUAGCCUGGUUUUGACUAUAUAAGUGAUGACUGAAAGUUUGAAGACAAACUUGAUCAGAAGAGAAAGAUGGAAGCUCUGAAUAUCCUUCUCUGUCUGCUUCUAACUGCCUUGCAGGCAAAAACCAUUGGUUCAUGGUCAUGGACAACAUAUGACUGGCUGUACUCAACGGGAGAUCCUUCAUAUGCAUAUUCAUGCAGGUAUAACUGUGGAUAUGACUUUGGCUCUUGUUCAUGUACACACUCUUGUCAGUACUAUGGAAACUGUUGCUAUGACUAUGACAGCUACUGCUCAAUGACAACUGAUUGGCCAGAUACAACAGAUUUACCCUCCUGCAGGUAUAACUGUGGAUACGACCUCGGCAGCUGCUCAUGCAACUACGACUGUCACUAUUAUGGCAACUGUUGCCCUGAUUACGACAGCUCCUGCUCUACAACAACUGACUGGCCAGCUACAACAGCUCCCUCCUGCAGGUAUAACUGUGGAUACUACAUUGGCAGCUGCUCAUGCACCUACAGUUGUCAUUAUUAUGGCAACUGUUGCCCUGAUUAUGACAACUACUGCUCAUCAACAACUGAAACUCCAGUAACCUGGGCAGAAACAACAGCAAAUCCCUCCUGCAGGUAUAACUGUGGAUACAAUUUCAGCAGCUGCUCAUGCAACUACGACUGUCAGUACUAUGGCAACUGUUGCUAUGACUUUCACUGGUAUUGCCCAUCGUACCCAACAACAGUUCCUCACCCUCAGUGUGGAGGACACCUGUAUGGUUCUGGACUGUUUUCCAGUCCAAACUACCCAAACUAUUACCAUGAUAAUGCUUACUGUGUGUGGUAUCUCGCUGCUCAGCAAGGACAGAGGAUCUUCCUGACAUUUGCUGAUGUGCAAUUGGAGCGCUGCUGUAACUGUGACUACAUCACAGUAUACGACGGAUCUUCCACUGGUUAUCCACAGCUAGGAAGGGUCUGUUUCAAUGACACCACACACCAGGUGUUUCACUCUUCUUCACGAUACUUGACUGUUGUCUUCAGGAGCGACUACUCUGGUGUCAGCCAUGGUUUCAAGGCCCUUUUCACAAGCUCUCUGACUGCAGAUCAAGGUCGUGUGGAUUGUUCCUCGGACAACAUGGUCAUUGUCAUUCAGAGGUCUUACCUGAACUCACUUGGGUUGAGUGCUAAUGACCUUUAUGUGGAUGACCAUCUUUGCAGACCCACUAUUAGCAGCACUGAAGUUAUGUUCAGAUUCCCUCUUGACACAUGUGGAACCGCCAAAGAGAUGAUGAAUGGUUAUGUGUCCUACACCAACAAUGUGCGGGCCUCUCAGUCUCAGUCGGGUGAAAUCACUCGUCAGUCACAGUUUCUACUUCGCGUAGGCUGCAGAAUGGAGCCGGACACCAUGGUGCAGAUAUUCUACAAGGCCAAGGAGAUCAUCAAUGCCAACAUCACAGGAACCGGGCGCUUCAAUGCCAGCAUAGCUUUCUUCACCUCCAGCAGUUUCAACCAACAAAUUUAUGACUCACCAUAUGAGGUGAACCUCAACCAGCUUCUCUAUGUUCAGGUCAAGCUAAACAGGCUUGACAACAGUCUGGAUCUGUUCCUGGACACCUGUGUAGCGUCUCCAAAUCCCAAUGACUUCAAAGAUCGCUCCUAUGACCUGCUGCGUAACGGAUGUCCCCUUGACAACACAUAUUACUCCUACACCAACGGUCAGCACUACUACGCUCAGAUCCAUUUCCGGGCUUUUAAGUUCCUCCGGACUCAUGCCUUUGUGUACCUGCAUUGUAAGGCGAUCAUCUGCCCCAGUAACGACUACAAUUCUCGCUGCCGCCAAGGUUGCCGCUUACGUCGCAAGAGAUCGCUUGACAGCACCUACCACACCAAUACUGUGACGCUGGGGCCAAUCAAACUCCAAGGAGCCUAGGACAGUGACAUCCUUUCACAAACAACAUGUGAAGACGAAGUCAGCAGACUGAUUUGAUCAUCAGCUUCUUUAUUUCUGAUCUUUAUCAGUAAUCAGUUCAUAUUAUCUUUCCUAAUUAUGUAUUUUUCAUCAAUUCAUUAAAGCAAUCCUUCUUCAAAUGCA
This is a messenger RNA of Cyprinus carpio (common carp), 2079 nucleotides long. RefSeq names its product deleted in malignant brain tumors 1 protein-like. The transcript has 17 exons. Gene Ontology annotation, cellular component: cell surface. The coding region runs from base 70 to 1917 and encodes 615 amino acids. The record is from RefSeq and is a predicted model, not a curated record. NCBI's taxonomy places the organism in Eukaryota, Metazoa, Chordata, Actinopteri, Cypriniformes, Cyprinidae.